This is a messenger RNA of Nilaparvata lugens (brown planthopper), 7156 nucleotides long. Its product is annotated as transcription factor MafB. Gene Ontology annotation, molecular function: DNA-binding transcription factor activity, RNA polymerase II-specific; RNA polymerase II cis-regulatory region sequence-specific DNA binding. Lineage: Eukaryota; Metazoa; Arthropoda; Insecta; Hemiptera; Delphacidae. Gene Ontology annotation, biological process: regulation of transcription by RNA polymerase II. Gene Ontology annotation, cellular component: nucleus. The record is from RefSeq and is a predicted model, not a curated record. The transcript has a single exon. The coding region runs from base 140 to 1270 and encodes 376 amino acids.
UUUCAAACUCAGUCAGAGUCGCGUCUUCGAAGUGAACGUAUUCUGAUGUUGCUAGGCGAGUAACCGAUUCGCUCGGGGAGUAACAAGAGAUUAUACACGGUGUUAUUUGAAUGUGCGUAAGUGGUAUAGUUAGCUAAUCAUGGCUACUAACAUUGAAUCGGAGGACCCGAACCAGCUUGCAGACGAGUAUGUGAAGGAGUUUGUGUUGGAUCAUCUGGAUGUGUCGGUGAAGCGGGAGAUGAGCCAGCAGCAGCAGCAGCCGCCACCCCCAACCGGUGGCCGUCAACCGCCUCCGAUAGCAGCGUUGACCUCGGUGAUGUCACCACCCCCACCGCCGCCCCACCAUCAUCUGCUCACCCCACCCUCCCAGCAGCCCGAAGACUAUCAGGACGCAGCGACAGCAGCAGCCACUCACUCACUGGCUGCCAUGACGGUCACCAACCACGGCCACCAUGACCACCACAACGGCGUGCUCGUCGUCAAGCAGAACAUGAUGUACCCGGGCACACCACCAGACACGCCGCCACAUCCCGGCGCAUCGCCACACCAUCCGCCCAACCACUACUUCCAGAUGGACUCGGUGCCACCGCCGCAUCCGCACAUCAUCCAGCACCGGCCCACCGUCCAUGAGGACAUCAUGUGGCUGCAGCAGAGUGUACGCAUGGAGCCGCAACCACUAGACUUGAGGCCCAACUGUGGAUCCGACCACAACGGCAACAUCGACGGUGGCUGGUUGCCUCCGCACCACACCACUGUCAUCGCUGGUGGCAAGCGAUUGCACGACUAUGUCCAUCCUCAAGAUGUCGAUGCAUUGAGUCCUCUGGGCAUUUCUCGCCCUGUCAGUGUUGGAAGUGUCAAUGCAUCCAUGUCACCCGUCAUGAGCAACCAACCAACCACUCGAUCAGGCCGCCAUCACGCUGUCGACGCAAUCAGCGACAAGGAGUUAGUGCAUUUGACCGUGCGCGACUUGAACAAGCGGCUGCACGGCUACCCCCGCGACGUGGUCGUGCGUUUGAAGCAGAAGCGACGCACGCUCAAGAACCGCGGCUACGCGCAGAACUGCCGCACCAAGCGAGUCAACCAACGCGCUCAGCUCGAGCUCUCAAAUCGGUCACUGCACGGAGAAAUAAAUCGCCUCAAAGCAGAGCUGGGACGUGCUCUCCAGGAGCGAGACUACUAUCGCCAACGAUGGGAUUCUAUAAGGCACGGCGGCAACCGUGAGGGAUCCGACGGUAUCCACUCGAACCCCAGCUCACCUGAGUUCAUGUGACGCCGACUGCGGCUUCCGCAACCCGCUGCCCAGGCCCACGCCGCCCUUCUCUCCGCCACCGCCGCCUCCAAGCACGCCCCCAUCACUCGCUUCCUGCAGCAGCAGCAGCAACCACACUCCAACCACAACCACAAUUCUUGUGAUAUACGACUCUAGGACGAUGAUGGUGCCGGUGCCGGUACAAGGCCGCUCUACAACGUGCUGCUGGACAACUAGUGUGCGGUGCGUGCAUAGCAGUGCAUUCAACUCAUCAAAUCCCAGGUCAAAUGUUUACAUUAUUCAUCAUUUUCAUUAUUCAUCCGAAGUUUUGAAAGUAAACAAUGAUUUCACUCAAUCGAUACCAGUUUCAAAACUGUAUUAUUACUCUCAUCAUCUAUUAUUCUAUGUUUGAAGAAUGAAAAAAUUAGAAGUUUUUAAGAAUGAGUAUGAUUUCAGACAAUCUAUAUGAACUAGUUAAGUAAAAAUAAUUCAUAAUAAUAAUAAAUAAUCUUUCAUUAUUUCAUUGUUAGUCUCAAUGAGCGAAGUAGCAAAUUCUUUCUAAUUCUCUACACUGAUUCACGUUCCACAGAUAUAUAAAUCAAUAAAUAUACAAUCAAUUUCACAGAUUGUAUAUUUCACAGAUAUAUACAAUCAAUGGUAUUUGAACAAUAAUAUUCUAUGCAUAUAAUACGGUAGAUCGGAUAAGUUAGAUACACUUCUUAAGGUGCAAUUCCUUACAGGCGACGCGUUUCAAACGGCGCGUAUCGACACGCCUCUAAGGAAUUGCACCUUAAGGUAAACGUUAAAACUUUUAAAAAAUUUUGUCAAAAUUUUUCAAGGGCAAUGGGCCGCUUACGGUUCCGUACGUAAGCCACCUAUUGAUUCUUAGCAAAUGAAUAUGCUGUCAAAUAAAUGAAAGUAGUUCAAUACCAAUAAGUAUUGUUUCUUAUUCAAUAAGAAUGAGCAUAAUUUUUGAUUUUGAAAAGCAGAAUUUUUGUGGGAGUUUCCCAUGAACAAAAUUUUGCAAGUUUUUUUGUGAAUCGUUCAAGUUUUCCAAUUAUUUCCAAUUUAUAAUUGCUCUUGAACUAUAAUUGAUUCUUUCAAUUCCAUUUUGAACUUUAAAUAUCUAUUACUUCUAUUCAUUAAAAUUCUACAACAAAUCAUUCAAGUACCGUAGUAUAAAAUAUUAUUUGUAUUGUUUUGAAACUGAUCUUGGUUAGAGUGAAAUCAUUAUUCUCAGAUAAUAUAUAUUAAUUGUAAUGCUACGGUAUCAGUGCUCUUUCAAUUUAAAAAAGGGGUCUUCUUCCUUGUGAUGAUGGUGGUGGUAAUUUUAGAAUUUCAUUGACCGCUUGCAAAUGUUUUUAAAGAUGGAUUUGUGACCUCUAUCAGAACAAUUUAUAAUAUUCAUAAUUCAGUCAUGCUAUUUAAUUUACCGCAAAGCUUUAUUUAUGUUUCGAGAAUAUUGCUUAGCUGGUUGACCAAUACAGCUCCAGUUCAGUCUCUAGAAAACUAUUAUCAUUAUUAAAUUUAUGCUGCAAAAAAGAGUUUCUAUCUACUUUUCCCAGCUCAAAAUUUAGUCUUCACUGUUUUCUCUGCAGUUUAUACUCUGGAUUAUCAGCUAAGAAACCACCUAUAAUUACCGUAAUAUUUCAAGACGAAUCAAUUACAUCCAUGGAAAUUACCUUUUCAUAAUAUGUUUCUAUCUUGAUUAUACUUUUAUGGAAUAUUUGGAAAUUACCUUUUUAUAAUAUGUUUCUAUCCUGAUUAUACUUUUAUGGAAUAAUUGAUGACGAUAUUACGAUAAAGUUACAGAUUCUUGCAUCAUUCGAGUUGUAUAUUCUAGAUAGCCUUCUUCUUGAAGGUACAAAAAUAAUUGUUGAUGAUUAUUUCUCUACUUAAGACUAUACUGGAGCUGAUUACUUUAUCGACAACUAAGCAAUAGAGGAUCAGUAAUAUUAUUAAUUCUCUAGCUCAUUUGAUCACUUUGCAAUAUUUUCUGGUGAUAUAGGUAGUUGAUUCAUCAAUCAAGUCAAAAUAAAUUCUAGUUUUAUAGCUUUCUGAAACCAUAUCAACUAAAUCACUGUAAUUCAAUGGUUGAUGAAAAUAUUGUAUCUAAAUUUGCUAAGCAAAUUAUAACUAGUGUAAUAUUGUAGGACCUGAAUCUAUUUUGAAUACUUUGGUGUACAGUAAUUAAUGAAUAAUUAUGUAAUAUAUUAAUGAUAAGUGAACUGAAAUUUUAAUUUCGAGUGUGAGAAAUUUGAUACAUUUUUUAUGAUGAAGUGUUUUUACGUUGAGUGAAUCUCCGAGUUGAUUGUAAAAUUAAUUAGGCUACACGAAAUACGGACUAGGUAGAUAAUAAGUGUCAGUCUUCCCUGAAUAUCUUGAAUUUUUCAAUAAUUGCAUUUACUCAAGUGAAAGUAGUAUUAUCUCAUUUUCUUAUAAUUGAGCUUGAUUUUUUAGUAUCCUCUUUCACAUCUCCAUCUCUUUCUUCUUACUGUAUCUGAUACUCGUUACGAAAUCUUUGAUGGUUUUAUCAUUUCAAGAUUGUUUUUGUCGUAGAUCGUAUAUCAAGCUCUAAUACGAGAUAAUAAUAGAUUUGAAUCCAAAUAAUAACAAUUCAAAAUCCAUGUCCAACUUUAUACUUCACAAUAAAUCAAGGUUUGAUUUUGUUCAUCCUGAAUAUUUUUUCAGAUUGGUAAUUCUUGUACUAUUUAAUAUUAUUAUUGUGAAUUGGACUCAGGGCCCAACCCACAUGAUGUUACAGUUCUACAAUAAACCAUUACAAACCAGUUGCAAAUAAGUUGCUUGCUUAAACGACGCAACUGUUUUUUGACCAGUUUGCAACUGAACGGUUGUUGUGAAACAGUCACACCUUGGCCUAAGUUGAGAAUGUAUAACUUUUCGUUGAUAACUAAUCCACUUCAUUUGAAUAAUAAUUUCUCAUGAUAAUUUUCAUCUUUCAAAACAAGGACCAAGUUUCGUACCCAUGAUUGUGGGUAUCCAAAAACUAUACCCGAAACCUUUUUAAAUCACUGAACUUUCCAUAAAUUAUAAUAUAAACUUAUUGUCUCCUGAUCUCGGGAUGAUGAUCAUUCUGACAGUUUUUACAUAUUGCUAUUUUGCUACUAAGUUAUUGCUUAAUUUGUUUGAUAAAUAAAAUAAAUUUUUAGUAAAUCAACUAAUAAUUGAAACUGAAUAAGAAUGAGUGACUAUUAGAGAGGAAUUUAUAAGUAUUAUUCAAACUUCAUCAUCAUGGGAUUAACCGUUUCAUGCUUAAUAUAUCAUUAGGCUAGAUACAUGCUGAUAAUAGAGGGGCUAGCCUAUCAAAUUAAAUUGGCUGCCAUUAGCUAUUAUAAUGCAACUAAUAGCCCUUAUUAGGCCUAAGCAUAUCAUACAUCUGUAUUAUAUUACUAUGUUGAUUAUGAAGCGAUUUUGACUAUCACAGCCACUGAACAUACAAUUCUUGUCACUUUGAGCUUAGUUUCUUGCAACUUGAAUAACAGGGGGGAGAAAUGUUGAAAUAGGGGAACGGUCUUGUAUCUCUUAGUAGAAUGACUCCUUUCCCAUCAAUUCUCUUGGCAAUUGCCUCAUGAUUGUUUGACAAUUCCUCGCAAAAUGAUUUCAGGAAUAAAUUUAAAAUCUUGCUCAACUUCCAGCCAGGCUGAAUUUGAUCGAUGAUCCCUUGAUUUCAAUCAAUUUAUAAUAUUAUAUUGUAUUAAAUUUAUUGAGUGCGAGGUUCAACAAUAGUCUCAAGAAUUUGAAAAAAAACUCCAUAAUUAAUUACUAUUUCUAGUAGGCCCUACUGUAGAAAGGUACGGUACUAUUUGAUAGAAUCCAAUUAUUACAAUCAAAUCUAUUAUUGUAUCAAUUUUGAAAAGCAUUGGCCUUGAAAAAUAUCUAUAAUCGUAUUCAUUUUGUUGGAAAUUCAACAUUAAUGUCUUAUUUGAAGUUGCGAUUGUUUACAGAAAUUGAUUCAGGUUCAUAAAAUGUAACUCAAAUAUUCUUUCAUUCUCACUUUUGGAUUUUUUUUUAUGUGAAAUAUAUAAAUAUGAACGAUAUUAAAUCCACUUUGAGAUAGUCAUGACAAAUCUUAUAUUUUGUGUUUCAUAGAUUUCAUCGAUGAAUUACUGUAAUUUUGAUAAUGAUGUAAUGUUUCAGGAAUAAUCACUUGACUAAUAAGUUCAAACCCCUCAUGCUCAAAUGAGUGGCUCAAUCAAUGGUCAUUAAUGAUUGCUUCAUAAUCUCUGAAUAAAUGGUAAUUGAAUCUAAUUCCUCUCUCUCACAUUACCAUUAUCUUGAAAUACAUUAAAGGUUGUUUUGAAAAUUCUAAAUUUAUGCAACAUCCAUCACUAUUCAAAUAAAAUGUUUUUACUGAUCAAAUGGUUCAACUCUAUGAUGAAGUUUUAGCUUGAAGAAUUGGUUUCAAAGUAUCAACUCGAUUUCAUAGAACUCAAUUAUAUCAAUGAUAAAAAGUUUUUAAAAUGAUUGGUGUAGAAUUAAAAUUUCCCAAUGAGGAUGAGAUUUAGGGGGUGGGGGAAUAGAAAUUUGUUUAUUUUUGUAAUUUUCUGUUCAACUCGCACUACUUUACUAGCCAAUCACAUUCAUAUAAUCUGAAACCUGGAAAAAAGUUGAAAACCUCCAAUUUCAUGAGUAGUUUGCUUUUUUACAUGUACUCAAGUUCGUCUGACAUGCGAUUUGAUGUUUUGCCCAAUUUGACCACUUGAUUUGCUAUCAUUUUGCACAAAGCUCUCUUCAAAAACUAUCAUAUCAGAUUUGAGAAGGGUGUCAGGACAGACUGUGACAGAAGUCUGAAACAAAUAAUUAUGAUUUCCUAUUAUAUACCCCAAUAGGAAUUAAUACGCUAAUUAUAUUCUCGUUAUGUUGCAUGCUUUCAAGUUUUAUUGCUCUAUGGUUAUUCAUAUUCUAUUAUAUUAUUCUAUCAUCAGAUUCUAUUCAUUACCAAUAUUAUUAUGAUAUGCUUGUGUUAAGUUCUCAAUUUUUAUUACAACCUUGCGAUUUGGUUAUCCUUGAUUUUUACUUGCCACGUUAUUCUUAGUUAUAAGUAAGCUAUUUAGUCAUUAUAAAAUAAUGAAAAAGUCAAGCUCAUCAAUAGCAUUACGAAUCUUCUAUGCUGAAUAUCUUGUGGGAGUGGAUAAUAUAUAUAAUGAUCUCAAUUGAAAAUGCAUUUUCCUCCAAUUCAUCAAUAAUGCUGAUUGCUGAGACAUGAAUGUGUUGACUCUGUUUCUGCAAUCAUCAUAAAUAACAUCUCUUCUAUUAUGUGAUGAGUUCAUAAGCAUUUGAAGUCAUGUAGAAAGCAUUAUUUAUAAAUAAAAUAUAUUAUUAUUCCACUCAAGCUCAACUCAUUCAAGCUCAGCCGUGUUCCAAUCUAAUGAAUUUGUAGCAGGAAUCUGUUACAAUAAUAUUGUAUCAUCGAUUAUUCAAUAUUUAUACCUUUUUAUGUUGUUUCUGGGUUACAUUAUUUAAAUUAAUCUCAAUUUAACAAUCUUGUAUUUAUUAUUUGAAGCACAAUGAUUUUUGACAAAUAUUACAGGGUUAUAUCUAUAUCAGUCGAUACCUUUAUUAUUUUACUCCUGGUAUAAUGUAUGUUGUAGAUUGUAGACUACAACAUUAUCUAGUGAAAUGAUGUGUAACUCAUUAGCUUGGACCAAUUUAAAUAGAUUUCAUUGACUGUAUUUUAUGUUAAGAUUAUUUCACGAUUGAUUAAGAAUACUUCACUUGAUAAAAUCAUUGUAAAUCUCUGAGUUGAAGUUCAAAUCUCAUUAGUUAAAUUCUUUAAGUGUUAAUAGUUACCAUUUUGUUACCAGAGAUCGAAAGCGAACUAAAUCGAUGAAUGGUAAUGGAAAAUGUACAAAAAAACCGUUAUAAUAAAAUGGUGUACAGCUUAAA